Messenger RNA from Diospyros lotus (date-plum), 1678 nucleotides. RefSeq names its product PAP-specific phosphatase HAL2-like. The transcript is spliced from 3 exons. Bases 176 to 1537 code for a protein of 453 amino acids. The record is from RefSeq and is a predicted model, not a curated record. Gene Ontology annotation, molecular function: 3'(2'),5'-bisphosphate nucleotidase activity. Gene Ontology annotation, biological process: sulfate assimilation; phosphatidylinositol phosphate biosynthetic process. Lineage: Eukaryota; Viridiplantae; Streptophyta; Magnoliopsida; Ericales; Ebenaceae.
CGAGAACCAGGAGAGAAAAUGGGAAUUGUUUGCCCAAUCAUUUCAUCCCAAACCCGCUUCGUCAUUUCUCAUCCUUCCCAUGUCAUUCUCUGCCCGCAAAUCCCAAUCAAAUUCAAUUCCAAGACCCAUCUUCUGAUAUAAAAGGACCGAGCCAAGAAUCAAGAUUUCAUAUAUAAUGCCGUAUUUCAGUGCAAACUUCGCCACUAAACUGCCCCAUGGCUUUGUUCACAACAGAAGGAACAAUUUCUUGCCCGCCAAUGUAGAAAAUUCCUUCCUUUUGAUCUUAGGCAGCAAGAGAAGUCUGGUAAAUUCAAAUUCCUCAAGGCCCAGUGUUUCCUUUUCCAAUCAAACUGAUACAAUGGAGGGGCAGACCCAGUUGGCGCUGAGUUCCUCUGUGCCAGAGAAGUAUUCCAAGGAAUUGGAAGUGGCUGUCAGAGCCGUACACAUGGCCUGUUUGCUCUGUCAGACAGUUCAGGACAGUUUGGUUUCCGGAAGCCAUGGCCAUCUGCAGUCCAAGGAUGACAAUUCCCCUGUCACAGUUGCCGAUUGGAGUGUUCAAGCAACUGUGAGCUGGAUACUGUCUGAAACUUUCAGGAACCAAAACGUAUCGAUUGUUGCUGAGGAAGAUGUUGAAGCACUCUCCAAAGCUGAUUCAGCCGGCUUACAAGAAACUAUUGUGAAGACAGUGAACCAAUGUCUAGCAGAGGCACCUAGAUUUGGCCUUCAAGGUCCAGUCAUGGCUCUUGGAACUUCAGAGGUACUCGAGGCCAUUAGACGGUGUAACUCUACUGGGGGCCCUAUUGGAAGAUUUUGGGUGCUUGAUCCCAUCGAUGGCACGUUGGGGUUUGUCCGCGGGGAUCAGUAUGCUGUUGCUCUGGCAUUGAUAGAAGAUGGAGAAGUUGUGCUUGGCGUUCUUGGCUGCCCCAACUAUCCAAUGAAGAAAGAAUGGCUGAGUUACCAUUAUCGCUACCAUAAGCUCAUAUCUAAGUUGGCUCCUCCAAGCUCUAAGACAUGGGACAAAGGCUGUGUGAUUUAUGCCAAGGAAGGUGGUGGCAAGGCAUGGAUGCAACCAUUGCUCCCUGCAGAUAAGAAGUUUGUGUGGCCAAACCACGCGAGGCAAAUUCAAGUCUCAACGAUAGAUAACCCAGCAUUGGCUACCUUUUGUGAACCAGUUGAAAAGGCAAAUUCAAGCCAUUCCUUCACAGCAGGAUUAGCCCACAGUGUUGGGCUCAGGAACCAACCAUUACGGGUGUACAGCAUGGUGAAAUACGCAGCCAUAGCGCGGGGACACGCCGAGGUUUUCAUGAAAUUUGCUCGCUCGGGUUAUAAGGAGAAGAUAUGGGAUCAUGCAGCGGGUGUUCUUAUCAUUCAAGAGGCCGGGGGCGUGGUAACUGAUGCAGGAGGCCGGCUCUUGGACUUCUCCAAAGGCAUAUAUUUAGAAGGGCUCGACCGCGGUGUAAUUGCUUGCUCUGGAGCCAAACUACACGAGAAGAUUAUCAGAGCUGUAGAUGCUAGCUGGAACUCCUCCAGCCUCUGAUCUAUAUAUACAUGCUUCUUCAAUUCUGUCUGCCAUUUGCUACUGCUACUGUAAUAAGGUUUUAUGUUCAGUUUGAAAUAUAUCAUUCCUGUUAACUGCUUCAACUGUCCAUAUUGGUAAAGUCGACCGGCCGUUAAUUCU